This is a messenger RNA of Humulus lupulus (European hop), 1023 nucleotides long. RefSeq lists its product as uncharacterized. The record is from RefSeq and is a predicted model, not a curated record. Bases 1 to 1023 code for a protein of 340 amino acids. The transcript has 2 exons. NCBI's taxonomy places the organism in Eukaryota, Viridiplantae, Streptophyta, Magnoliopsida, Rosales, Cannabaceae.
AUGUGUGUCUACUAUAAAGAAGAGAAGUCUACCUCCAAUGAUGUACUUGUGAAGCAUAAUUUACAACAGUCAACCUCCAAUGAAGUAUUGAAGAUUCAUGAUUCCUCAAAUAAUAGAGGUCGUAAAGUAAGACAGGUUGGUGAAGAUAAUCUAUGGAGUACUCCACUUUUGUUGAAUCAAGGGGAAAAAGGCUCUACUUCAGCCCCAACAGCUCAAUUACUGACAUCUUCUUCGAGUAUCAAUUCGUGGGAAAUAAAAGAGGGUCAAAUAUUUGAGAACAAGCAAGAGUUGAAGAUGAAACUCCAUCUUUAUGCAUUAAAGAAAAACUUUGAGUUUAAAGUAAAGAAGUCUGCGAAAAAUAUAUGGUGUACAGUAUGUGUUGAUGAUAAAUGCAAAUGGAGGUUGAGGACUACAAAAUUGGUUAAUUCCAAUAUGUUCGAGGUUCGUAAAUUUUUCGGUGAACACACAUGCUCAUUGGAUGUUCGACAUAAAGAUCACCACCAGGCAUCCCCAUGGCUUAUUGGACAUGUCAUAAGGAGAAAGUUUGAGGGUGAUGAUGUUAAUUACAAGCCAAGGUCAAUUGAAAAAGAUAUGAGUUUAUCAUAUGGAGUUCAUAUGAGCUAUGCUAAAGCUUGGAGGUGUCGAGAGCAUGCAUUGGCUUACAUAAGAGGUACACCAGAAUCAUCAUUUCAGAAACUUCCCUCAUUUCUAUACAUGAUGGAGCAAAAAAAUCCUGGCACUGUUACUCAUUUGCAGAUGGACAAUGAAGGUAGGUUGAAAUAUUGCUUCAUGGCCUUAGGUGUUUCUAUAAUGGGGUUUAAAACAUAUAUUCACCCAGUUAUAUGUGUAGAUGGAACCUUCUUGACUACUCGGUGUGGAGGUACUUUGUUAUGUGCCAUGGGACAAGAUGCUAACAAGCAAAUAUAUCCAAUUGCAUUUUCAGUAGUUGACUCAGAGAAUAAUGACUCAUGGUUGUAUUUUCUACUGAGGUUGAAGGAAGCGAUUGGUGAAGUGGGAAUCUAG